Messenger RNA from Tachyglossus aculeatus (Australian echidna), 3915 nucleotides. It is a transcript of the gene MMS22L, whose product is annotated as MMS22 like, DNA repair protein. NCBI's taxonomy places the organism in Eukaryota, Metazoa, Chordata, Mammalia, Monotremata, Tachyglossidae. The record is from RefSeq and is a predicted model, not a curated record. The transcript has 25 exons. Gene Ontology annotation, biological process: replication fork processing; double-strand break repair via homologous recombination. Gene Ontology annotation, cellular component: nuclear replication fork. The coding region runs from base 46 to 3813 and encodes 1255 amino acids.
CCCCCGGGCUCGGGGCCCCCCGGCCCCCAGGGAAAGACCUGAAGGAUGGAUGACGGUUCGGAAGCUGCUUCCAAUUCCCUAGUCCUGACGGAAAGUUUGGAGCUACAGCUGGAGACCGCCUGGUGCAGCCCCCCUUCCUUCUCCUGUGCCCAGGGCAGCCGAGAGGGAGGACGCGGGUGGUCGGCAGAGGCUUACCUGGCAACUGGCUCUCUUAAGAGGCUGAUGCUGAGGCUGGAUCCUUUACCAACCCACUUUGAAGAAGAUACAGUGGAACUCUUUGACAUUCAGUGGGUGACUGAAACCGCAUUAGUUAAUUCACCUAGCCAUCUCUUUUUUUUAUUCAGGCAGCAAGUGAAAAAGUUGGAAACCUUGUUGCAGGCCAACCCUGACUUUGGUCAGGCGUCGAACAUUCACUGUGAAGCAAACGCUAUUAGACAGCAGUGUGUUACCUUUCUUCAUUAUGUGAAAGUUUUCAUCUUCAGGUAUCUGCAAAUCCACAAAGUGGACAGCGAUGGGCCUCUUCAUCCAUACGAGGAACUAGAGACUCAACUUCCCUCCAUCUUGGUUGAAGAGCUUCACGGAUUGAUCUUAUAUGUCGGACAUCUAUCUGAACUCCCCAGUGUUACCCUGGGAGCAUUUACGAUACAAAACCAGGCACAGCUCUUCCCAGCGUCGUGGCAUUUAGUACAUCUUCAUUUGGAUAUUUACUGGUUAGUUCUGGAAAUCCUUCAUAUACUAGGCGAAAAAACAUUGAGACAAGUAGUGUAUGCUCAUCAGUUUAUGAACUUUUCUGGGGAAAACCUAACCAACGUCAGCUUAUUUGAAGAGCACUGCGCCAGUCUCAUUUGUGAUCUGAUAAGUCUGUCAGUCAACAAGUAUAAUAAGGUCAGGCCAGCUGAAGCUCUGGUGAAUCACCACUGCCUGUGCCCAUGCGUUAAGGAGUUGUGGGUUCUUCUUAUUCAGCUGCUGGACCACAGGAGUAAAGGGACUCUCACAGAGUCCUUUUGGAGCUGGAUGAAUAAACUACUAAAAAACCUCUUCAAAAGACCCAGCGACACAGAAGGAUUUUCGGACUUGGUGUUAACUCAGUGCAAAGACCCAUUAGGAUUUAGCUGGUGGAUUAUUACUCACUUGGCAUCUCUUUACCAGUUUGACCGUAUCGGAGUGCUAGAGGAAAAGAAACAAAUGGAAUCAAAUUGGAGCUUUGUCGAAGAACUUCUGAAAAAAUCCUGCAAUCCCGAGGCUUCUAUAUUAGAAGAACAAUUACGAAUGCAUCUUAACUGCUGCUUGAUGCUUUGUGAUUUCUGGAACACCAAUAUCCCUACAGUCACGAUUCUCUGGGAGUAUUACAGUAAGAAUCUGAACAGUUCUUUCAACAUUCCUUGGCUUGGUUUGAAAGGCUAUGUAAAUAUUUCUAAGUCCCCUUUGUCAAUGCUUGAAAUGGUGAAGGCCUGCUGUACUGACCACCCAAGGUCUGAUCUCCAUGAGUCCAGGAAUAGUUAUACUGUUUUCCUCUGUGUUUUGGCAAAAAUGGUGAAAAAAGCAAUGGGGACCAGUGGCAUUCAUCCUUGGAAACAAAUCAAAGGCAGAAUUUAUUCGAAAUUUCACCGAAAGAGAAUGGAGGAAUUGACAGAGGUGGGGCUCCAAAACUUUUUCAGCCUGUUCCUGGUAUUAGCCUCCGUCGCGGAGAUCGAGGACGUGGCCAGCCGAGCUUUGGAUCUCCUGACUUUCCUCCGCCCCGCCUCCGUCACUCCUUCUCAGAGAGCGCUGAUUUGGAAGGGCCACCUGGUCUUCCUCCUGAUGUACGUCGAGAGAAACCUGGACGUUGGCGUCCUCUCCGAGAAGCUCGCCAAGGAUUUCUGCGAGAGGGCAAAGAGCUUCCUGGUGUCGAAGAGCGACGUGGAGCAGAAGCGGAGUCUCUGGAGGCUUCUCGCCGUCUACGUCGAUGGCGUGCAGGAAGUUUUCGAGACCAGCUGCUUCUUGCACCUUUCGCAGGAGAAGCUGCUCAACGAGGGGUUCAGUAUGCUCCUGCCGGCUUGUCGAGAAGCAGAACUCAGCGUGGUGUUAAACUUCUUACAAGCCGUCCUAGCCAGACUGAGGAGUGUGCACGCACAAUCACGCCAGGAACAUCCAGCGGGGAUGGCAGGCGGAAAGGCGCCGAUUUCAUUCACGGUGAAAGAGCACCAUCUUGCUGUGGCCGAUGCCCUGUGGAAGAAUUUCUUUCCGUUUUUGAAGAGCCAGAGACUAUCGCAGACGGCGUCUCUCCCUCUCCUCGCAGAUACAGCUGCAGGCUUUACUCUGUUGGCAUUGGAUAUGCCCAGCACAGCUCCGUCAGAUCUCCAGCCUCAACCGGUCUGGUCCAUGCUGCAGUUGUUCGGCUGGGACGAUAUGAUUUGGCCCCAGCUCGUGUCAAGAUAUUUAAGCCAUCUUAUUCAGAACAGGACCUUGACUGAGGAAUUUUCCCAUUCAGGCUGUUCAUCGUUUGAAGCCUUGUCGGUGCGAUCUUGGUUCCGCUGUGUUUUACAAAUGUACUGCUCUAAGCCUACGGCCUUACUGGACAGUACGGAUGCUGAACUAGCAGUUGGAAAAGAGUAUAUGGAACAGUUGACUGAGCUGACGCGGUUAAUAUUUCAACUCUCGGAAGUGAAGAGUCUUCUCUCGAAGACUCAAGAUGAGCUGUCGUCCGUUUCCCAGGACCCUCAGAGAGCCCUGGUCUUGUUCCUGGAGGCAGUUGGUGUAACUUAUAGCAGCUUGCAGACGCUCCCUGAGAAAUCUGCUAUGGUACUGAAGUCCUUAGACUACCUUGGCGAAGUAUUAAAAUACGUCAAACCAUAUCUGAUGAGAAAAGGUCCUUCCAAAGGUCUGAAGCUGACGUAUAGAACAAUGGGAAUCCUGGUGAAGUCAUGGGCGCUGAUCCUCUCCACUUCAAAAGCUCAAAAGCUUCUGUUCCAGAUCAUCGACUGCCUGUUGUUGCCGCACGCUGUGUUACAGCAGGAGAAGGAGCUGCCCACAGCUAUGCUGGCUGCUAUUCAAGACAGUCUUCCUCUUUAUCUCCAGGGCAUGUGCAUUAUCUGCAGUCAGUCCCAGACUCAAAACACCUAUCUCCACCAGCUGCUGGGGAACGUGGUCCGGCAGUAUAUCGGACGUUUCCUUCCCGCUUCACCGUCCGUCUCCGGUCUCGGCCUUCACCCGGUUCUCUCAGCAUUGGGUAACUCGACCGCCACCCCAUCCAUCUCUGCUCUCCGCAGGACUAUUGUACAAGUCAUCAAGGAAAACUACCUUCAGUUUAAAGGCUCUUCCCCGCCUCCUCGCUUGGCCUCCGUGCUGGCCUUCACUCUUGAACUCUUGUGGAAGACGGGUGUGGAGCGGAAUGAUGUUGAGUUCCUCCUUCCUUCUGUGUUGAAAUGUUUGGUGCUGGUCAACGAAUCACAGGUUAAGAAGCUGGCCACCGAGAUCUUGCACUCCGUAGUAGAAACUAGCCACGUGAGGUCAGGAGGAGAGCCGGCACCUCAGAUGACUUCCGUAUUCAGGCAGUUCAUCCGGGAUUACGCUAUGAUACAUGAGCAGCAGGUGUACAGCAUCCUAGAAGCCGUGGCAGUCCUGGAUCAACAGCUCGUGGUCGGUUUGAUCUCCACAAUCACGCAGACCCUAAAGGAUUCCGAGCACAAGCAAGGCCUCGGCAAAAAUAUUGCCCAACGAAACACCUACUACAAACUUCUAUCCUUCCUUGGAGAACCCGGCCAGGAUGAGAGGCGGAAACUGGAAAGUGAGACCGUUCCCCUGACUGGGCUGGAAAACUUGAGCAGGGAGUAAGCUCGGUGACAUGGACUAAGGCAAGACUUCCACACUCACUGUCCAAACUUUCAAUCUUUGUGAACUAAAUGAACCUAAGUUUUGAAAUAAAAACCAAAAAAG